AUGGAAAUAAAUAUCAAACAUAAUCAAAAAGAAAAUACCGAAUUCGAAUAUUCUGAGGAACUUCCUUCCUCGACUUCUGAAAGUGAUCAUAUAUCUUCUCAUUCAGAUGCAGAAUCUGACAAAUUUGGUGUUCAUAAUGUUGAAAUUUAUGCCAAAUAUUAUUCCACUCCGGUCAAACGAUUCCUCAUUUUUUUCUCAUUAUUCACAAUUGCAUAUGCAUAUGGUCUAGAUAACUCCGUUCGUGGUACUUAUCAAACUUUAGCUACCUCUUCAUAUAAUCAACAUUCAUUACUAUCAACUGUGUCAUGCAUUAAAGCAGUUAUUUCAGCUGCUGCUCAAAUUUGGUUUGCAAGAUCCGCUGAUAUGUUUGGAAGAACCACAAUUUUAAUGAUUUCAAUUGUUUUUUAUGUUGUAGGUACUGUCGUCGAAUCUCAAGCCGUGGACGUUUCGAAAUUUGCUGCUGGUGCAUGUCUAUAUGCAGUAGGUCAUUCAGCUAUUGUGCUUUUCUCUGAAGUUUAUGUAGCAGAUUUCUCAAAUUUGAAUUGGAGAGUAACUGCCGCGGCUGCUCCUUUGUUACCAAACGUUAUUAAUACUUGGAUCAGUGGUGAUAUUACCGCAGCAAUCGACGAAAAUUGGAAAUGGGGUAUCGGAAUGUGGGCUUUCAUUUUCCCUCUAUCUUGUAUACCUAUGGGUGCUUGUAUUCUACAUAUGAAAUACUUGGCAAAGAAAAAUAAAGACGAUUUAAAAGUCGCCUUUAAAAAACCAGAACAUUAUACUUGGUCUCAAUAUUUGGUUGAUGUCUUUUUUUGGAAGUUGGAUCUAGUAGGGUUGUUACUUUUAGUUGCGAUAUUUGGUAUGAUUUUAAUCCCAUUUACUUUAGCUGGUGGUGAAGAAAAAGUAUGGUCAACAGCCCGUAUAAUUGUUCCUGAAGUAUUAGGUUGGGCAUUUGCUUUGCCAUUAUUCUUGGUAUGGGAAAUAAAAUUUGCCCGCUAUCCAUUAACUCCAAAAGAUGCGUUAAAAAACAGAGGGAUUGUAUCUGCUUUAGUACUAGUUUUAUUUUUGCAAUUUGCAUAUCAAAUGCAGAGUACUUAUCUGUAUACAGUUCUGCUAGUUGCCGUCGACGAAAGUAAAAAAUCUGCUACUAGAAUCAAUAAAUUAUUCUCAUUUGUUUCUGUCAUUACAGGAUUCCUUUCUGGAUUUGUUGUAGCUAAGGUGAGAAGAACUAAAGAAUUUAUUUUCUUCGGUAUUGGUGUUUGGUUUAUAUCGUUUGGUCUAAUGAUUAGAUAUACAGGGGGGUUAGAUUCCCACGUUGGUAUAAUUGUAGCUCGUUGUAUAUUAGGUUUUGGUAAUGGUUUCCUGAAAUUUCCAGCUAGAGCCUCUAUUCAAGCUUCUGCUUACAGUCAUGAGAUGAUGGCCGUUAUGACAUCCUUGUUUUUAGCGGUUAGCAGUAUUGGUUCUGCUUUUGGUGAUGCAGUAGCAGGGUCCAUUUGGACAAAUGUAUUACCGGGUAAAAUUUCAGAAGGUAUUACCAAUGAAACGUUAGCUGACUAUGCGUACGGUUCGCCAACUAAAUUCAUACUUAAAUACAAAUGGGACACACCAGAAAGACAAGCUGUUGUUGAAGCUUACAAGGUUAUAGGUAGACUGUUGAAUAUCGUUGGUAUUUGUUUAUUGGUGCCAUUACUUAUUAGUGCCUUCUUUUUGAAAAACAGAAGAUUAGAAGAUGUUGUCUCGUUCGAUAAAUUUGAUAAAAUGAAUAGCGAAAACGCUGAAGACAGUGUUUUGGAGGAGACUAGCAAAGAAAAAGAAAAAGAAAAAGUUUAA
Molecule: messenger RNA, 1824 nt
Organism: Vanderwaltozyma polyspora DSM 70294
Lineage: Eukaryota; Fungi; Ascomycota; Saccharomycetes; Saccharomycetales; Saccharomycetaceae
Exons: 1
Coding region: 1-1824 (607 amino acids)
Biological process (GO): intracellular iron ion homeostasis; transmembrane transport
Cellular component (GO): endosome; vacuolar membrane
Molecular function (GO): siderophore-iron transmembrane transporter activity
Source: RefSeq, a predicted model, not a curated record